Oreochromis aureus is the source of this 1250-nucleotide messenger RNA. RefSeq lists its product as uncharacterized. The coding region runs from base 348 to 1187 and encodes 279 amino acids. The record is from RefSeq and is a predicted model, not a curated record. Lineage: Eukaryota; Metazoa; Chordata; Actinopteri; Cichliformes; Cichlidae. The transcript has 3 exons.
GUCUCACCUGGACUUUAAACCUCAUUCACAGUUGAAGUGAUUUAAGUAAGGCAGAGAUAUGUGUUUAAAUGUGGGUUUUAUCUCACUUUACACAGAUAAGUCGAGGACUGGUGUCUAUCAUUUUAAGGUGAACCUGAGGAUAAAGUCCAACUCUAGCUAGGCACAGGCACUGCAAUUCAGUGAACUCCCAAUCCGAACUCAGCUGUCAGCCGUUGUGUUUGUGUUUCUGCUGCUUGUCAUUCGAUCAGAGGAGACAAAUACAGAGUGGGAGACGAUUCUGGUGCAGACAACACAUUUCUACACUGUGUUUCAGGACACAGGUGGCUCUACUUAAUAAAAAGUAAAGGAUGAAGUAUUUGAGAUGCCUGUCGCCAGCAGUGGUUUUGCUGCUGCUUAGUGUGACUGGACUUGACAUGGACCAUCUCCAAGCUGAAAACCUGAAUCUCCUUUCACCAGAUGAGCAUAAAUUGGUCCUGAACCGUGGAAUGAGAGUGCUGCCCAGAGACUGCUAUGAAAUGCUGAUGGCCUCUUCAGGCCAGGCCAGAGACGGAGUGUACCUGAUCCAACCGGGGGACUCCCCCAUUGUGGCCUACUGUGCCAUGCAGGAGGGAGGCUGGACUGUGGUGCAGCACAUUACUGUGAAUAGCAGUGUGAAUUUUGAUCGCACUUGGGCUGAAUAUAAGAAAGGCUUUGGUUUUAUCACUGGAGAUCAUUGGCUUGGGAAUGACUACCUUCAUCAGCUUACCCGUGGGCCUGCACGCUAUAAACUAGGAAUAAAACUUGUGGACCAAGAUGCCGUCACAAAGAUGGGACAGUAUGAUCCAUUCCUGGUGGAGGAUGAAGCAUCAGCUUAUAGACUGAGACUGGGGUUGUUUGAGGGCACAACCGUAGACGCUCUGACGCUGGACACAGAGAACUAUCUCCACGACAACCAGAAAUUCACCACUAAAGACAGAGACAAUGAUAACUACUUCCAGAACUGUGCCAAACUGGAGUUUCAAGGGGUGCCGGGAGGAGGCUGGUGGUACGACGCCUGCGCCGGCGCCAAUCUGAAUCGCAGAAAUGUCAUCUAUUGGCAAAAAGACUGCAACAAGGAGCGGCUGUGCAAGUAUGCAUGGAUGAUGGUGAGACCUUCUGACACAGUGAAACUGAUUCAGAGUGGAGACUGCAAGAAGGAUGAGCUAUAAGGACAUCAUUCUCAGGAUUUGUGCCAGAUUUGAGUUUUUGUCAUUAAACACUACAAUGGGUGA